This is a messenger RNA of Onychostoma macrolepis, 1411 nucleotides long. RefSeq lists its product as uncharacterized. Lineage: Eukaryota; Metazoa; Chordata; Actinopteri; Cypriniformes; Cyprinidae. Bases 1 to 1083 code for a protein of 360 amino acids. The record is from RefSeq and is a predicted model, not a curated record. The transcript is spliced from 2 exons.
AUGAGAAGCCUCCAGAAAAGAGACGCCGACUCCUCAGGAGGGAUGAUAGUUCAUUCUCAACAGGUGAGCUUGAUACCAUGGAUGUGGAACAAAGUCCUACUUCCCUCUGUGAUGCCCAAACGCAGUGGUCCGAUCCGUGGUUGGAUGACCACACGUAUUCGAAAGGAACUACCAUCCCAUGUGGCUCAACACUCGCACCACCCCCUGAGUUACAUGCCAGCUGCAAGUUAUACAUUGACAAACGAUGCAGACUGCUUGUUGUACACAGGAAUUCCACUUAUUGAGUUCCACACUCUGGUAUCCUGCCUGCAAGGUUUUGCCCCUACUUCAUCUGCAAUGCCUGUUGCAGACCAAAUCCUGAUGACACUGAUGAAACUCAGACAGAACUUUGUCAUUGCUGACUUGGCAAAACGCUUUGGCAAGUCACAUGGUCAAGUCAGCAAAACAGUGAAAUUUUGGAUAGAUGCUUUGUUCAAGCAUACCAAGGAUCUUAUUCCAUGGCUGCCCCGUGAAACCAUCAAGGCCACUCUGCCACAGGCUUUUAACGAUCAUUUCCCAAACACUACUUGUAUAAUUGACUGCACAGAAACUGUUCUACAGAAGGCUAAAAAUCUAGAUUCGAGAAGUGAAUCGUACAGUCACUAUUAUGCCAGUAAUACUCUGAAGUAUCUGGUAGCAACUUCUCCAUCUGGAUUAGUCAUGUUUAUUUCAGAGGCUUAUGGUGGCAAAUGUAGCAACAGGUACAUUGCACAGAACUCAGGGUUUCUGGACUGCCUGAGACCCGGAGAUGAGGUGAUGGCGGACCGUGGAUUCACUAUCAGAGACUUAUUGGAGGAACGCAAGGUGAACUUAGUUAUGCCAGCAUUUACACGCAAACAGUGUCAGCUGACUAAUGAGGAAGUCACCCACACGCAACGCAUUGCUCAUGCCCGCAUUCACAUUCAACGGGCAAUAAGGCGGCUAAAGGUGUACAAGAUUCUCUCACAGACUUUGCCUAUUAACUUGGUCCCAGAGUUUGAUAAAAUACUACGAAUUUGCACUGCUCUUGUAAAUCUAAGAGGGGAGCUUAUAUCAAGCAAAUAGAUAAACACUUAACAUCACUUAAACUGCAUGUGUUUAUAGUUUAAUGUCAUUAACAAGAUGCAUGUUAUUAAUACAUGUUGUUUUUGUACACUGUGUAGACAGUAAAAAUAUUUACAGGAUUCUUUCAUGUAUUUCAUCCUCAUGUUUCCUAAAAAAAUAAACUGAUGAAACUUAUUUACACUGUAUUGGUAUGUUUCAUAUCCUGUGUACCACAUUCCUUACCCUCUACUUGUUCAAAAGCUGCAGGUAAUUCUUGCACACAUUUAUCUUCUUAUCAGCAAAAUCAUCAGCUAAUGCUGGCAGCAUGUGUAAAAAGUAAAAUUCCUGU